AACCGCCGUUGACUACGUGCCUCCCUCGUGCGAGUCGCCGGCCUAAAAAUAAGAAAGUUAACGGUAACAGUAACAGAGCAACAGCGACCGAAUUCAAAAAUUCACGAUGCGGAUGGGAUAAUAGCUGACAUUUGAAUUUGAAAUUUGAAUUCUCGUAAACUUGUAACGGCCAAAUUCCUCUCUUUCCUCAGUCCUUCGGCCUCACCUCACUUCUAUACCUUGCUCUCUCCCACAUUUCUCUUCACUCUUCACACCUUCCACAAUUCCGCCAUGGCUUCUCUCACUCCCGGAAUCCUCUUGAAGCUCCUUCAGGCCAUGAAUUCCAACACCAGAGUCACCGGAGACCACCGCUCAGCUCUCCUCCAAGUCAUCGGCAUCGUCCCGGCCCUCGCCGGCUCCGAACUAUGGCCCAAUCGCGGAUUCUACAUCCAGCUCUCCGAUUCCCUUAAUUCCACUUACGUCUCGCUUUCCGACCGAGAAACAGAUCUCAUCCUCUCCAAUCGACUCCAUCUCGGCCAAUUCGUCUACGUCGAUCGCUUCGAAUUCGAUACACCGGUUCCUCGCGUUUGCGGAAUUCGUCCAAUUUCGGGCCGGCAAGCUUCCGUCGGAACCCCGGAGCUUCUAAUUGCGAGGAUUUCGGCUUCCAAGCGUGAGUUUGUGAUCCAGCCUGUAACGGAUUCGGAUCUAUCGGCUGAUCCGAUUGCCGCAUUGUCAUCGAACCAUAAAUCAGAGGAAUCGAAGAGCAAUUCAAAGACUGGAAACGGUAGAGGGAGGCAAGCUCUCGCUCCUCGAGAUAACGUACCGAUUGAAAACCUGGGAGGUACAGAAGAAACCAAAGUUUCUCAUAAGCCUCAGAGGUUUUCUUCUCCUGCGGGAGGUAAAAGACCUAUGUCGGCUGGAAAGAAGAAUGUGGCCGUGGUUGAGCGAGAUCCUUCCCCUGCUGGGAAGGGAAAGAGGUCAGCUUCUCCGGUACCGUCGAAAUCUGUAGUUCCAAGCUUGGUAGCAGCACGUGAAGAGAAUCGGGUGAGUUCGAAGGAAGCCGCCAUUAUAGUCCCGUCGAGGUAUCGACAGCCAUCCCCAAAUGGGAGGAGACAAGCUUCUCCUAGUGUACGCAGGGCUUCACUUUCUCCAGCUAGAAGGUUAUCAGGGGGUUUGAAGGUCUCCCCCCUUUUGGCAGUCGCAGAUUCUGCAAGCAAGAAGAAGAUGACUAACAUUGCUGCUGGGAUUUCUAAGGUUUCUGAGGCACUUGUUGGGUCUGCAAAAUCGAACAGGAAGAGCUGGGAUGAUCAAUCAACUGUCUCUUCUACCUCUGAGGAGCAGAAAGAUAGUGGGGUUUCAAAGAACAAGCCAGAUCUUCAAGCAAUUCUACGGACUCAGGCUGCCAUUUCAAGACGAUUGAGUGACGUUAAUGAUCAUAGACCCAAGAGUGAUGAGGUGGGGAGUAAAGAAAAAAGGAAGUCCUCUAGCCCAUCCGAGGGCGAGGUUGCAGACAAAAGCAAAUUUUCGGGUCUUGGUAUCACUGUUCACGAAAAGAAAUGGAGUGAUGGCAGCGUUCUAGUUGAUGCAGCUCCUGCAAAUCUUGUUAAACUUGCAAAGGAGGCCAUGGAAAGGAGAAAUCUUGCUUCUAUAGCUGCAGCCGAAGCGUUGGAAGAGGCAAUUUCUACAGAAUCGAUAAUAAGGAGCUUAAGCAUGUUUUCAGAACUUUCCUCUACGCACAAGACUGGAGACCUUCUGUAUGUAGUGGACAGGUUUUUCAUGAUUUAUAACGAUGUCGUGCGAUCAACUGAGAUUGCAGAAUCAGUUUUUGGCAGCCGUAAUGGCAACAAGCCUGGUGCUAUUAGCUCGGAGCAAUCAAAACCUGCCUCUCUCUGGGUUGAAGCUGCCUUAGCCACCAACCUUGAGAUUGUCUCCCUUCUCACCAGUCAAGAUAUUGGCCCUGCAACUUCUUUGCAGAAAAGUGUAUCAAGAAGGCAAACUAUGGAGGCCUCUUCACUUACCAAUUCCAAUGUGGUUCCAUGGACUAGAGGCCAUGGAAUGAAAGAGACUGUAGAGCUUGCUAUGGAGUUGCAGUCUGAGAUGAAGCUUUGGUUUCUAAAGUUUGUUGAGGAGUCCCUUGAUGCUGGUUCGAAGGUAUUUAGAGAAAGCUCAGGAGAUGGCAUCAAAACGUCACCUCCGAUCCCGAAUCGUGGCUCUAUUGCAUCCGUUUUGUCCCAGUUGAAGCGAGUUAACGACUGGCUGGACCGUGUAGUUUCAAAGCGAGAUGAUCCUUUGAAAGAAAAGGUGGAAAGGUUAAAAAGAAAAAUAUAUGGUUUUGUCAUUCAGAAUGUUGAUUGCUGAGCCUACAUUCGACAACAGUGCUCCCGUUGUCUUGUUUCAACUUGGCUAAGUCUUUGUCAAAUCGUGCUCAAGAAAAAUGCCUGUUUCAUUUAUUCAUUGUACAAUGAGGCCAUCUGCAUUUUCUCAGUCAUCUUUAUCUUCAUCUGAAUGGAAAAAGUUUAAAAUUUUUUA
This is a messenger RNA of Momordica charantia (bitter melon), 2508 nucleotides long. Its product is annotated as serine/arginine repetitive matrix protein, putative (DUF936). The record is from RefSeq and is a predicted model, not a curated record. NCBI's taxonomy places the organism in Eukaryota, Viridiplantae, Streptophyta, Magnoliopsida, Cucurbitales, Cucurbitaceae.